AUGUCCAUGACAUUACCAAUGCGGAUGAUGGAUGGAAUGUCCACUUCCUUGCCACGCCUAGCGCUGUUCAUUUUGCUAGCCUGUUACAGCUCGACGGCAGCAACAUAUAAUAUCGGGUUCUUCUUUGCGGGCGUUGUCAAUCCACCUCCCGGAGACACAAGUGUAUUCGAGUAUCCCACCUUUGUGCACCAAGAUCUUGACCAAUCAGUUCCCACUCCUCCACCAACUGCAUCGACAGACCAGGAGGAACGCCCUAUCCUGCGCUUCCACACCGUCCGGCACACGUCUUGCAGUCUACCUCCCAGCGCAUCGCUAGCAUCUCAUAUUCAAGCUAGCUGUGCGCAGCACAUCCCUCAACCCAUCCGCCGCCGAGAUCCGCGAUAUGUCCCUCCAAAGAAGACCUCGUGCAACCCCCUAAUUUCCCACCUCCCGUUCCGAAGAACCGUGCUAGCACGCGGCGGCUCCCAGUCCCCCUCCCAUCACUCCGCGUCCGGCUUUGUGUCGCUGAAGAAGAACAUAUGGGCCGACGACAACGACGCGAAUGAAGAGGAGGACUUUACCAACAUGAUCGCACCACCAGACACGAACAUUGCGCCCGACUUAGCUCGGCAAACCAUCGCCGCCUUCCGCUCGUCCUGCCUCGUCGCGGCCCGCCAGUGCGCCGUGUCAGGCAAAGGCCAGUCGUGGUGCAGCAACCCAGCCGCCGGUCCGGCCCUACAGACGUGUCAUAUCAUUCCACAGGAGCACUACCACCUCUAUCCCGACGUCGACACUGAAGACGACGACAACAACAUCGAGUACGGCCUCUGCCGCCUGCGGACUGCAUGGCAGCGCACCUGGUCAGCAGACAACAGCAUCCUCCUGCUCAGCCACCUACACGAGCUCUUCGACGCGCGCCUGUUCUCCAUCCACCCAGACACUUUCCAGGUGCGCGCCUUCGUGCCGUACGACGUCGUCUGCGAAUACCACGGUCGCAAGGCCCGGCUGCCAGUCAGCGUCGACCAGGCUGUGCUGCGUCACCAUUACGAGAUGUGUUGCAUCGAGAACAUAGGCGCCAAGAUGCCACUAAUGGAGCCCGCUUCGGUGACUAAUGCGGGGAUGGGUUCCUUGGGCAUAACAUCGCUGUUUAUGAGGGCUGACAAAGAGCUAGCAUAA
Messenger RNA from Phialemonium atrogriseum, 1155 nucleotides. RefSeq lists its product as uncharacterized. The transcript is spliced from 4 exons. The coding region runs from base 1 to 1155 and encodes 384 amino acids. NCBI's taxonomy places the organism in Eukaryota, Fungi, Ascomycota, Sordariomycetes, Cephalothecales, Cephalothecaceae. The record is from RefSeq and is a predicted model, not a curated record.